Messenger RNA from Naegleria lovaniensis, 441 nucleotides. RefSeq lists its product as uncharacterized. The record is from RefSeq and is a predicted model, not a curated record. Lineage: Eukaryota; Heterolobosea; Eutetramitea; Acrasida; Naegleriidae. The transcript has 2 exons. Bases 1 to 441 code for a protein of 146 amino acids.
AUGAUGAACGGAAAAACAACGACACCUUUUUACACGCUCCUUGGAAAAAUCAAGAGAAGCAUCUUUCGGAGGAAAUUAAUGAAACAAUUCGGAAAUGAUGUGGAUGUAUUUGUUGAAAAAUUUUCAAAACCUCAAGUGUUAUCGCUUUAUCGGGAAUGGAUUCGAGAGCUGAAUCGAACGCUGCCUUUGGCCAUCCGAGAAGUGAGCAAACAGAAUUUGAGAAUCCACUUCGACGCUACCAAAGAUGACUACAGCCCCUAUUUGAUCUUAAACGAAUUGGAAGCAGGACGCUAUGCUUUGGAAUUGUGGAAAAAAGGUGACAGACAUGCACUGAAAUACGGAAUUCCAAGACAAUUUUCUGUUUAUAGGGCAAUACGUGAACAAAAACCUCCUGACAGUAACGCAUACAGAAGGUAUACACCCUUCCUCUACUCAUUGUAA